Paramecium octaurelia is the source of this 1683-nucleotide messenger RNA. NCBI's taxonomy places the organism in Eukaryota, Ciliophora, Oligohymenophorea, Peniculida, Parameciidae. The record is from the annotation of a GenBank genome assembly.
AUGAAUAAAAAAUUACAAUUAAUCACAAUUCACAAUUACUCGGUGAUAAACUACCUCAAAGUUUUUUAAAAGAAAUUGGGUCUAGAAAGCACAGUGAUUCAACCUUAAAUCAAUUAGCAAGGUGGAAAAUUGGAAUAGUUUGGAGAUGAUAUUCAGGUAUAUUCUCAUUAUGAUUCUUCCAAUUUAUUUUUUGUGACACUCGAUCAAGAUGGCAUUAACAUACUAUUAAAUAGUGACUCAAAUACUAAUGGAUGCACACAAUGGUUUAAUUUUUAGAUUUAAGCAUUAAAACCUGUUGUAACUAUAAAAUUUAAAAUCUUAAAUAAUAGAAGAAGCAAGCAGUUGCUAACGUCGUGCAAUUUAUUCACUUCAAAAAACAGAUGUUUCGACAUUCACUAUUACAAAACCAAUGUUAAUCAUCCUUAUUAUGCAAACGAGGACGUUAACAUAGCUUAAUAUUAAAAAGCCAUCUCUUUUUAUACAUUGGAAUUUAAAUACACUUUCACUGAUAAAGAUUUCGUUACAUUCGCCUAUGCUGAACCCUAUCCAUUAAGUCGAGCCCUUCAGUUGAGGGAUUACACAGUGAUAGGAUAUACACAGUUAAACAAUCCAAUUAUCAGGAUUAAAAAGGGAAAGGCCAAAAAAUAUAUAGUAAUCCUAGCGAGAUAGCAUCCCUGUGAGACAAGCGGAUCGUUUAUAGCAGAGGAACUGAUUAAGAUAAUAAACUCCCAAAAAUAUCGAUACAUAAUUUAUCCUAUGGUAAAUCCUGAUGGUGUAUUUCUUGGGAAUAGUAGAUGUAAUAAAAAUGGGAUUGAUUUAAAUAGAAGGUGGAUCAAUCCAUCUCUCCAAGAGGAACCAGAAAUCUAUUAUAUUAAAUAAUCAUUGGCGAAAUAUUAAUCAAGGAUUAAAUUUAUGAUUGAUUUACACGGGCAUUCCACAAAGUAAAAUUACUUUAUUUAUGGAUGCUCAACUAAUUCAAAUUGUAAUGUAAAGAUGAAACAUUUUGUCAAAUAAUUUCAAAAUUGCAAGCAUUUCAGUUUAAGGGAUUGUUCCUUUGCAGCACAGAGUGAUCGAAAAUGCACUGCCAGAUAGACAUUCUGGCUUGAUUAUAAUAUCCAAUAUUCAAUGACUAUCGAGGUCAGUUUGUUUGGAUCAUAGUAGGGUUUGCAUAAAGGAAAAUUUAAUAAUCAGGAUUUUUCAGAGAUAGCCGAAUAAAUAUAUAAUCAAGUAGAGCAAUUCAACGAGGAUGACUUCGAUUUAAUCUAAAUGCCUAUUAUGGAAUGUCUAAAUGAGAGUUGCGAAUCAGAAAGUGAAUGUGAAUAAGAUAUUGUGAAAGAGGUAAUUGUGAAAAAGAAAUCUCAGCAAUAUCGAUUGUUAGAAUAAUAAAAUCAGAAACCAUAAACUAUUCGGUAGGACGAGGAUGUUAAAUAAAAACAAUAGAUUUUACCGAAGUUAAGAAUAUCAAAGGUAAUGAGUAAAUCAGAACAUAGAGCAUCAUCUAUUUUUGAAAUAGACAAUUCAUUUGUGUUUAGAUUAGAAUAGUUUAACAAUAAUUUUAAUGUUAUAAAGUAUUUUCCAUAAAGGAAUAUCUAACCCAAAAGAAUGAGCUCUAUUAAGAAAUAUUCAAAGAAUACUAAUGCAACCAUAAAUGUAGAAUAAAUGAAAAAAUAUUUAAUAUUAUGA